AUGAAGAAGUACAGUGUUCUCAUGGAACCUAAGAACACACCGUUUGAGUCCGUUGAUCCAGCAUCAUUACCUGUAAAAAGGAUUUGGCUUUAUCUUGUUCGUCAAGAACAUAUCUUACCUGUUUUCGUCAGGCACAUUUUUGCCUCGUGCGACCAGCAGCAGACUGGAUCUGGAUUGUUGGCCGUUUCAAAUACUCGAGAGUUACAAGAAAUGGACAUUGGAGCGCUGCUUGAUGAUCCCGAAAAUGUGAAGCUCUCCUCUUGGAUGUUUAGCCGAGCUGAACUCGAUGACAAUGAUGAUUACCAACUACUGAUUGAAAGUGGGCGACAAACUGCUACUGCCAAUUUUGCCUACUUUUUUCAGGUAUACAAAAGGCAAGUAAAUGGGAUCAGACGACUUGACGCACAUCCUACAAUGCCAUAUUACGUAAGUGGAUCAUCGGAUGGUUCGAUUCGAUUAUGGGAGUGGAAAGUUGGUCAGCCGCUUUUUACGCAUCGUAUAGCUGGGCAGUUUGCAAAGGUUACAAAAGUUUUGUUCUCCUACAAUGGCAGCAAGUUUGCAUCUGUGGAUAGUGACGGUAUCCUGUGCCUGUGGCAAGCUACACAAGGAAUGCAGUUCAAGAAGCCGUUCUUUAAUCAAAAAUGUCACUCGAAGUUGGCCGCGGAUGUGAGAUUUCUGGGCGCCACAUCGUCUGUCCUGGUGACUGCAGGUGUAAGCUUAGCUGACGAAAAUAUUGCUCUCUGGGACACACUUAUGCCACAAGCGAAGGCACUUAUACAUUCCUGGACAGCUCAUCCUGAAGGAGCUACUUCUGUACUAUAUUUAUCAGCUCAUCAGGUUUGA
Messenger RNA from Gongylonema pulchrum, 843 nucleotides. Lineage: Eukaryota; Metazoa; Nematoda; Chromadorea; Rhabditida; Gongylonematidae. The record is from the annotation of a GenBank genome assembly.